Entrophospora sp. SA101 is the source of this 713-nucleotide messenger RNA. The record is from the annotation of a GenBank genome assembly. NCBI's taxonomy places the organism in Eukaryota, Fungi, Glomeromycota, Glomeromycetes, Entrophosporales, Entrophosporaceae.
AUGGCUUUGUACCGAAAAAGUAUCAAAUUUGAGGAAUCAGGACUUGCUCGUGUAUUGGGUUCUGGAGCUUCAGGAGUAUUUGAAUUAAUUAUAUUUCAUCCUGUUGAUACUAUUUCAAAACGUUUAAUGACUAAUCAACAAAAAGUUUUUAUACCUGGUGCACCAUUAUCUCAAAUUCCUAAUAAUUUAGAGCGAGCCAUAUUUAAAGAUAAGCAUUCCGCAAAUCUUUUACAUAAAUACAUAUCAUUGUUUCCAGGAUUAGGUUAUGCAGGUGGAUACAAAGUACUCCAAAGAAUUUAUAAAUAUGGUGGUCAACCAUAUGUAAGAGAUUAUAUCAACAGCAAUCAUCAAGAUGUAUUCUAUAAAUUAUUCGGUGAAAAAAGUGGCAAAACUAUAAUACAUGCCACUGCUGGAAGUUUAAUUGGGAUCGGAGAGGUGGCACUUUUACCAUUAGAUGUAAUGAAAAUUAAACGUGGCCUUUGGACAGCAGCACGUAAUGCACCAGGAACUUUUGUUGAAGAAUAUUUAUUUGGAUUAAAAGAUUAUUCUAAAGCAACAUUUUUUCAAACUUUUUGCGCAUCAAUUGGUGGUGCUAUUGCUUCUAUAAGUGUCGCUCAACCACUUGAUGUAAUUAAAACUCGUAUCCAAAAUAGACCUUUUGAUUCACCUGAAACUGAAACACAAAAUUAUUCGCAAAAUGAUACUCAAAGAAG